Molecule: messenger RNA, 2188 nt
Organism: Pseudophryne corroboree (corroboree frog)
Lineage: Eukaryota; Metazoa; Chordata; Amphibia; Anura; Myobatrachidae
Product: apolipoprotein A-IV-like
Exons: 4
Coding region: 253-1356 (367 amino acids)
Biological process (GO): lipoprotein metabolic process; lipid transport
Cellular component (GO): extracellular region
Molecular function (GO): lipid binding
Source: RefSeq, a predicted model, not a curated record
AUUAUGACUCAGUGACCAGGUCUGAUCACACUUCCAGCAUCACCAUGAAGUCUGGGACACGUCACGAUUACCACAUUGUAAAACAAAUCUAAAGUCCAAUAAGCUGUCUUGUAUCACAGACAGGACACAGAGACGGUGUAAUAUAAAGGCAGCCUGCAGCAUCAGCAUCAACCUCACACCCAGGCACCGAGGUUCCAGAUUUACAUUGCUGGGGAUCUUCUCAUCCUAUCCUGACCCAUCCAGGGACUCAACAUGUUGGUGAAAGUAGCCGUGUUUGCGCUUGCUGUGUGCGCUGUCGCAGGAUCUCAGGCUGAAGUCAGCACUGACAAGGUGGUUGAUGCCUUCUGGAAUUACUUCAGCCAGCUGACCAGCGGCACUAAGGACACCGUGGAGCAGAUUCAGCAGGCUGACAUCAGCAAGCAGCUAAAUUCUCUAAUUGAGGAAAACCUGAAGAGCGUAAACCUUUAUGCAGGAGAACUGCAGCAACAGUUGGUUCCCUUUGCGCAGCAGAUUCAAAAGCAACUGACACAGGACUCAGACAAGCUGAGAGAACAGAUCAGGCAGGAGCUGGAGCAGCUGAGGGUCAAGCUGUCCCCAUAUGCAGAUGAGGUCAAAAAGCAGCUGAGCAGGAAUGUAGAGGAGCUUCAGAUAAAAGUGGCUCCAUAUGCAGAGGAGCUUCGCACCCAACUGGACAAAAACAUUCAGGUGGUCAGCCAGCAGAUAAAGUCUGUAACUAAGGACCUUGAAGCCAAAAUCCGAGAGAAUGCAGAACAGAUACAGGUGUCACUGGUCCCAUACUAUCAAGAACUGGGGGUCACAAUAGACAACAAUGUGGAGCAGCUGAGGAAGCAGCUGAAACCCAUUACUGACAAAAUGAAAGAUGAUAUAGAUCAACAGUUACAAGAGCUAUCUAAAAGCCUGACCCCCUAUGCUGAGGAUAUGCAGGAUGCACUACGCAAACAGAUGAGGAACGUGGACAUCCAGAUGAGGAAGAAGGUAGACCAGAUGGAAAGCCAAAUCCUGAACUUCACAGUACAGCUGAAAGGGCAACUCUACCCAUAUGCAGACCAGCUUAGAAGCAUGCUCAAUGGAGAUAUGACAGGUGUCAGAGAGAAACUGGAGCCCUACCUGGCCAAGAUGAACCAGCAGAUGGACCAGAAGAUUGCAGAGUUCAAAGACACAAUUGUCCCCUAUGCAGAUGGCCUGAACAAGGAACUUGUGCAGAGAGUGGAGGACAUGAAGCGGGAACUGAGCCAGUAUACUGUCAGCAUGCAGGAUCAGAUGGAUGUUUUCGAGCAAGAUGUCCGAGACAAGAUACAAGAUUUUAUUAGUAGGGGAAUUUCCACUGAGAACUGAGUCUUCAUCACCCUGACUUAUACCUGCUGACCAAGUUACUUAAUGUAACUUAUAGCAUAACAUAUACUGGAUGCUUGCUAUUGCAUAAGACAAAAUUAUAUAACAAUGUUGUUGUGACAUGGUUUAAGCUUUAAUAGGUCCAAGGCAUUUAUGCUUAUCAGGUUCUUAUAAUAGUCUUUGGCCGAACCCAGACAUUUUUUUUAAAAGGGCAAUCAUCUACAAGGCUAAACCAUGCCGCGUAAAUGAUUGCCCCUUAAAAAAAAAUGUCAGAGUUUGGCCAACAUCCUGCACAGCCGCCGAUCUGAGAUUUCAUUACAUCCUGGCCCUUGUUUCCAAUGUGAUAUAAAAAUGCCUGUGCUCUCCAGAUAUUAUUGAAUUACCAUUAUAACUUUUAUAAUACACAAUAAACAUACUGGGAAAAGGAUGUUGGGAUUACCUGUCUAUCAGCAGCUCGAGAUGCACAAGUAGCCUGAUCGCCAUUUAACAGCAUUACAAAAAACUAGAGAUGAGCGGGUUCGGAUUUACUCGGUUCUUAACGCCAGAAUUAUCGCAAGUUCUAUCUUUCUGGAUUUUUCUUAUUGGCUAACCAAAACAUGUGACGUCCGUGAGCCAAUAAGGAGAUUCGGAGUAAAACCGAACCCGCUCAUCUCUAAAAAAAAACAAAGGGCUGCAUAAUACAAUAGAGGGAACUCUGAAGUUACUUAGCGUUACAACUGCUUAUGUUAUUGUAUAGGUGCAUUACUAAAUUUUGUGUUGUCCCUCCCUCAACUUUGUGAUAACCCUGUGUGCGCUCUUUUUGGAACUCAUUAAUAAAAUGCAACUCAGCAAUGCA